ACAGCACAGUGCUUGCAGAUGAAACCUGUUCUCGAGGGUCGCGGAUAAAUUCCACUGCGCUGUUUCUCUGAACACAGGACCCCAAAAGCUCCUGCUGCCAGAGGGCACCUGGCAACCCCCGAUCUGAAUGGGCCCUUGACCUCUGAGAAAUGGAGCCUUAUUACUGUGGCGUUUUGGUAAGCUGAUUGCUUUAGGGAAAAUGCAGCCAAUUUCAAAAGCUGAUGGGGAAAGAAGCAUUCAUUAAAGUCCAAGGUGGCAUAGCACUUGGGUGAAAACAGAUUUCACUUUUAACUGAUGUCUGAAGAUCACAUUUGGAAGUAACUUCAUGGAAGCGUGAUUGGACAUGUAAGGAGGGGCAGCUUCUGUCUUUAUCCUAUGAUAAGUAAGAUCUAAGGUACACGUUGCCUGGAAUAUCUGAAGAUUGUCGCCAGAGAAGGUUUUUCCACCUCUACUGCACAGAUCCCUGAUGCAUACCUACUGUCUUCAGCUUUUAAAAGAUUGUACAUUCAAGAGGCUCUAGUUAAAAUGCAAACAUGUUGUAAGUGGGUAACCUUGUAAGCUUGCUUCAGUCGGUGCACCCAGUGGGUAUGAGUAGGACCUCUUUUUUGUACAAUGAGAUUGGAGAACAAGGACAGAGGGAAAUAGGCAAUAACUCCGAGAGGCAAGCAGGGGCAAACAGUAAAGGGAUACAAAGGCUGGUUAUAAUCAUAACUGGAGCAUAAGACCUAGGAUUUUUUUCUCAACUUCUGAAGUCCUUUCCGUCCUCCAUGCCUCACUCUAAAAAUUCCUGAACUUAUGAUUCUGUCUUCUCUCAUUGGGUGAGUGACUGUACAAUUCUUUAAAUUUUUUUUUAUUUUUUACAAUUUUAUUUAAAGGAGAAAAAAAAGUAUAAGGGUACAGGCAAUACAGAAUUUCAAAAAAAAACCAGUAGGAAAUCACUAGUUAAUAGAUUACAUAUUGUCAUCUUAGAAAUAGUUGUUCAAGUGACAGGAUUAAAGCAUACAAAGUGGACAUUCAAACAAUGAGACUGCAAACAGUUGUGUUCAAUGAUCCAACCAAAAACAUUAAUAUGGUGAGCUAUUUAACACCCCUAAACACACUUGCUGUUGUAUCCUUUAGAGUGCUUUUUCCCCUCUUCUUUUUACAACAAUAUUUACACAUUUUGGAUUUUAUUACUCCAUAGUUCUUAUUACUUUUUUUGGAAGAGAAUAAAGUCAAAUAUGGAAAACAAAGCUGUUAGUCAAAACCAAGGAUAGACAUAGCACAUGAUGUAAAAGCAGAGUACAAGGUUAUCGACAAUGGUUACCAUAAUGCCUCUUGCUUCCUUAAAAAGAAUUGUCUAUCUCAUUAGGUAUUAUAAAGUUGAACAAAACAGUAGAGAACAAGACCAAUAAAACCUAAACCUUGUAAACACUACAGGACUUCCAAAGAGGAUAAUAGUCAAACCAGAAUGGGCAGCAUAGUGGAAUCUUAUUGCCUUCAAAGUAAUUGCCCAUACCUUCAAAAUUGAUACUAUCAUACAGAACAGAACAGAACAGAACAGAACAGAACAGAACAGAACAGAGUCUAAUCAGUCAAAACAAGAUAGUGGGAGUAUUACAGGACUUCAAAUCAAGUUAAUAGGAAAUCAAAAAAGUUACUAUAAUAUAUCCUGCUAAUUUUUUUAUUUUUCCCCUUAAUUAAUAAAAUCAUAAAAAAUAACUAAAUAAUUUUUUAAUGAAUAAGGGAGAGAUUGAGAUAAAAGAGGAAAUAACAACAUAACAAUACAGGUCAAAGCAUGACAGUUUCAGCAACCUAGUGCUUCACCACCAAAUAACGUGACUUAAUAGUAGUUACCGUAGUGUCUUUUUCCUUGAAAUAUUUGAGUAUACCUUCAUAUACUAUAGUAUCAAACAUAUCAAGGCAGUGUGAAAACAUUAAACAGGAUGAAAGUAAUACAGGGUAUUUAGAGCCAGUUAACGGAAAAUGAACAAUGGUUUCUAUAUUAUCUCUUUGCCAAUAAAAAUUUUUGUUUAUACAAUCACAUAAUAAAAUGCAGUAAGGUAUAACAUGAUAAAACCAAUGGAGACACAAGAACAACAGUUUGAUGGGACUUCAAAACAAGAUGAUAUUAAAUCAGCACUAGCUAUUAUGAUCUCUUGUUUUCUUCAAAAUAGCUGUUCAUAUCAUCACAGACAAUAAUAUCAAACAUCCCAGAAUAAAAUCAUUCCAAUUAAUGAGUGAAAACUUUAUAAGGCUUCAAAGCCACAUAAUUGGGAAUCAUGAUUACCACAAACUUUUAUAUAUUUGAAUCAUUUCUUACAAUAGGGAAACUUUGGCAUGCAUACGUGUGAGUUUGAUUUAUUUCACUUAUGAGUAUGGUCUCAAGCUGCGUCCAUUUAUUUAUAAAUAUCUCAAUGUGAUCAUUCUUUAUAGCUGAGGAGUACUCCAUUGUAUAAAAAUACCACAAACUUUUUUAUCCAUUCCUCAGUUGAUGGGCAUUAAGAUUGUUUCCUACAUCUGGCUAUUACAAAUUGUGCUGCUAUAAACAUGGAUGCAUAUAUAUCACUGUGGUAUGAUGCUUUCAGUUCUUCUGGGAAUGUGCCUAGAAGUGGAAUAGCUGGAACAAAUGGGACUUCCAAUCCAAGCUUUUUGAGAAAUCUCCAUACUGAUCUCCACAAAGGUUUUACCAGUCUACACUCUCACCAACAGUGCAGGAGAGUUCCUUUUUCCCCACAGCCUCUCCACAGCAUUUGUUGUUGAUGGUUUUCUUGAUCCUGGCCAUUUUUUCAGGAGUGAGAUGAAAUCUCAGUGUGGUUUUAAUUUGCAUUUCUCUAAUGACAAAUGAUGAUGAACAUUUUUUCAUGUAUUUAUUUGCCAUUUGUAUUUCUUCAUCUGAGAAGUGCAUAUUCAUCUCAGAUGCCCAUUUUUGGAUUGGAUCUUUGAAUUUUGAGGGUCUGAUUUUUUAAAUUCUUUAUAUGUUUUAGAGAGAAGUCCUUUGUCUGAAGGGCAGUUCACUAAGAUCUUUUCCCAGUUUGUGGGUUUUCUUUUCACUAUGCUGGAGAUUUCUUUUGACAUGCAGAAACUUUUUAAUAAGAAGUGAUCCCAGUUAUUCAUUCCGGGAAGUAUUUCCCGUGCGGUUUGAGUCCUGUUCAUGAAUUCUCUACCUACCCCUAUGUCUUCAAGGUUUUUACCCAAUUUGUCUUCUAAUAGAUUUAGUGUUUCUGUUUUAAUAUUCAGAUUUUUGAUCCAUUUAGAUUUUAAUUUAGUACAUGGUGAUAGGCAUGGGUCUAAUUUUAGUUUUCAGCAUAUGGAGAGCCAGUUUUUCCAACACUGUCGUUCUUCCAGUGAACCUGCUUGGCUCCUUUAUCAAAGAUAAGGUGGUUGAGUGUGUUUGUAGUUGUGGUUGUAUCUUGUAAUCUAUUUCAUUGAUCUCCGGCUCUGUUUUGAUUCCAGUACCAUGUUGAUUUUACUACAACAGUUGCUUUUUAGUGUAACUUCAAGUCAGGGAUUGUGAUGCCUCUUGCCUUGUCUUUGUUGGUUAGAACUGUCUUUGCUAUUCUAGAUCUCUUCUCUCUCCAGAUGAAUUUUAGAAGUGAUUUCUCCAGAUCUAUGAGGUAUGUUAAUGGGUGGUAUUUUUAUUGGGAUUGCAUUGAAUCUGUAUAAGUUUUGGGAGAAUGGCCUUUUUCACAAUAUUUAUUCUUCCUGUCCGUGAGCAAGGGAUGGUUUUCCAUUUUCUGAGAUCAUCUUCAAUUUGUUUUUUCAGAGUAUUAUAAUUUUCCCGGUAUAGGUCUCUCCCUUCUUUCAUGAGAGUAAUUCCUAAAUAUUUCAAUUUUUUGGUUGCUAGUGUGAAGGGUAUGGCUUCUCUUAUUUCUCUUUCCGUGAUUUUGUUGUUAGUGUAUAGGAAUGCUAUUGAUUUCUGAGUAUUGAUUUUGUACUGAAUUUAUUUAUUAUAUCUAGCAGUCUUUCAAUGGGGUUUAGGGGUCUUCUAUGUAGAGUAUCGUGUCAUCUGCAAACAAUGAUAAUUUAACUUCUUCUUUUCCUGUGUUUACCCCCUUUAUUUCUCUCUCUUGUCUAAUUGCUCUGGCUAGUAUUUCCAGGACUAUAUUAAAUAGGAGUGGUGAUAAAGGACAUUCUUGUCUUGUGCCUGAUUUUAAAGUAAAGGCCUUCAAUUUUUGGCCAUUUAGUAUGAUACUGGCUGUUGGUUUGUUGUAGAUGGCCUUUAUUAUAUUGAGGUAAAGACCAUCUAUUCCAAUUUUCUGUAAAGUUUUUAUCAUGAAUGAAUGUUGGGCCUUAUCAAAAGCUUUUUCUUCAUCUAUAGAAAUGAUCAUGUGAUUCUUACUUUUGGCUUUAUUGAUAUGGUGGAUUAGAUUUAUUGAUUUACGUAUGUUGAAUCAUCCCUGUAUGCUUGGGAUGGUGCCUGUACAAUUUUGAAGAUACAAGUGUUGUGCUUAGGAUGAAGCCAAGACUAAGAGACAGAGCCUUGAAGGUCUUUGGUCCAGCUUCAACAUGCAGUGCCCAGGCAACUUGAUCUCUGUGUAGCAGGCAGACCAUGUACCUCCUGAGCUGGCUCAUGGAUUGUUACAAAUGCCCUGCCAAAUGAGAAGUAAAAUGGUGGCCCUGUUCGUCUCGCUGUCCCUGAGUUUUAUUCUCAGAGCCUCAUUCUGGCUUCAUAACCAGCGAUCUACCAUCUGAAAGGCAAUGUCCUCUUAGGCUCAUUGCUCUGUCUCUGCCAGGAUUCGAUCGCUGGUACUCAAGUUCCAGUGGAAGUGGUCUGUUUUCUCUGAUCUUGAUGUCCAUGCUCGCCUUGUCUUCUAGGGAUUCUGUGUCACCCUCGAGGUCCAUCAUCACACACUGGGGCUGAUUAUGGGCUUUGUGGUCUUUCCUUCUCUUUCUAAUCUGCUUCUGGUGCACAUCUAAAUUGUUUCUCUCCUUUACACCCCUGUCUCCCCAUUCCAUCCAUGGCUUCCUAUGUCCUAUCGGACAAAGUUCAGUGUCUUCAGUAUGGUUGUUAAGGUUCAUCAUGAAGAAGUCCGUCUUAGUGCUACAUUUUUCUCAACAUGGAUGUGAAUCCCGAGGAGUCAGCGCUUGCGAUGGGCUAAGCUGCAAACUGCGUAGCUAUCACAGCUCUGGGCACAUGUGGGAAGCCACCUAUGAAUGGCGCCCAUUUCCUGCUUCCGGGUUCUUCCUGGCCUGAACAAGCCCGCCAAAUUGUCAGGUCUGCCCAGUUACCCGUGACGCUAGCCUAUCAGCUUGUUAGGCGCGCUUCUCUGUGAUUGGAUACUGCUUCCCCUUAUAAGAGGUUGUUCCUGCCCCCAACGGCGGAAGAGGAAUCAACACCGAGGGUGGCGGACCUUGUCAGGUCCGGUUCGCUGUACGUAAUAAAGUUUGAGAGCUGAUCCUGCUCGAGUUUGGUCUCCUGUCUCCCGCGGCUCCGGUCAUAUGGUGGCCCCCAUACGGGGAAUAAAAGACUCAGCGACGUGCCUCUUCGGCCGGGAGGUGCGAUUGCUGUCGCCUGCGGUACGACGGAGGACCUGGCCCAAUAACAACGGAAGGCCGCGAGCGCCUCUUCUCUUCACCCUGAUCAGCUACGUGAGAUACAGCGGUUCCCGGGACAGGUGAGUACUGGGUCACCUGGGUUGGGUGGAUGCACCUAACAGAUUUUGAGCGCCACACGAGUGGACGCUGGGUUUUUUUUUUCUUUUCUUUUCCCUUUGCAUCUGUUUUGCUUUCGCUUCGCUAAUACAGCCCGACAGGCUUUUGAUAGAGCUCGAUUGGAAUGCUCAGAGGAGCCCGGAGCCACUGCCGAUUGUGGGUCUCCGGAGGACCCUCAGGGCUCUAAUUCUGAUUCGGAUUUGGAAGGCUCAGAAGAGGAGGUCGUCUUUGCUAAGCAUGACCCUCCUACACCGUUAAAAGAGGAACUUAGGGCUCGGGAAGAUAAAAAGGGGAACCAAACACCACCCUGCCCGAGCUACUCCGCCUUACGGGAAGACCUUAAGCCCUUCCGCCCUUUGGCAAGUUCGCGACCCACGAUCACCCCCUUCAGGGCGCCAGGCCCCACUAAGCCCUUCCGCCCUUUGGCAAGUUCGCGAAUUCAGGGCUCGGGAAGAUAGCACCGCCGUGGCCGGAAGAGGAGUUGCUCCCUGGGCUGCCACCACAACCUAUGGCACCGCCCUGGUUAGAGGGAGAGCUACUUCCUGGGUUGCCUUCUGCGCCCCCAUCUGGGGAGGGAGGAGGACGUUCCUUCCACCAGAGGGUAUGGUUGCGGCUUCCCUUUGAGUGUUCCGGUCUCCAUGCAUUCCCGGUACAAGUAGGAGGCAGGGGAGGAGGAGGAUAUUAUGAGCCCUUAGAAAUUAAACAACUUAAAACUAUCAAGGACGCAGUUUCAGCUUAUGGGCCCAAUGCGCCAUUUACCAUGGCGCUUUUAGAGGCAUUGGCAGGUCUGCUUUUAACUCCUGGAGAUUGGACCCAGCUGGCACGCGCCUGCCUCUCCCCCGGACAAUAUUUAGAUUGGAAGUCCUGGAAUGAGGAAUUCUGUGUAGAGCAGGCGGCAGCCAACAGGGAAAAUAACCAGAGAGAGUGGAACAGGGAUAUGCUAUUAGGGCGAGGAGCCUUUGAGGAAGAUCAAACUCAAUACCCUCGCCAGGUUUAUGAACAAAUUAGCCGCUGUGGCCUCCAGGCCUGGAGACGGCUGGCUGGAAAGGGAGAACAUACGGGUCACCUUACAAAAAUUAUACAAGGGCAGGGAGAGCCAUUUUCAGACUUUGUGGCCCGCAUGCUUGAGGCCGCUAACAGGAUUUUUCCAGAUGCUGAGGCGGCUCACCCUCUCAUAAAACAAUUGAUUUUUGAACAGUGCACUAAGGAGUGCCGUGAUGUCCUAAGAACUAACAAAAAUAGGUCCUUAGAAGAGUGGACACGCCUGUGCCGUGAAUUGGGUGGCCACGGCCUAACGCCCAAAGGAAGAAUAUCAUUGGCACUCUUUACCAUAAAUUUUUUAAACCUUAAUCAUAAUAAUCAUUCCCCUGCCAUGGAGCACAAUAACCCGUCCCCGGCCGACAAAGGGCUGGUGAGAUGGAAAGAUGUCCUUACAGGACAAUGGAUGGGCCCGGAUCCAGUGAUUAGCUGGACCCGAGGUGCGGUUUGUGUCUUCCCACAGGAACCAGGCUGCGAACCGCUGUGGGUCCCGGAAAGAUUGACACGAGUAGUAAACUCCCCACCAGUUCCUGAUAAAGCACAGGAGGAUAAGCCCGCGGACACAAGUCAACUCGACCCUUCUGGGACCGACGCUCAGCGCCCGAGACCAUCUACAAACUAAAAUGUCUGGUUUGGAGCUUUUUCUAUUCUGUGGGUUCCUAUUAGCUUUUUCUAUUCUGUGGGUUCCUAUUAAUCACCCCUGUGAUAUGCUCAGAUUCCACAGAACCACCACAAUAUCUUUGGGGUCCUUGGCACCACCCGCCCACGUUGGCACCUUUUUCGGCGGCCUCGCCCGCCUCACCCAGGGUUUACACCAUCAAUCAAACAGUCCUUGAUUAUGCUAAUUGCCAUGGCUAUCCUAGUAGGGCUUGUGGUUAUUAAAUGCUUGUUAGAUCGCCUCAUACAAACUCAGCAGCAGGUUAAGAUCACGGCUAUGACAGCGAUGCAAAUGGCAGCAGGUGGCCCAUCAGGCCAGCAGGCCGCCGCAUAUCUCCUUCACAUUGCAGAACAUCAGUUAUAAAAGCUGAUUGGGCAAGCCAAUGACGGGUAAGACGGGAAAAGCCCUCCCGGUCAACCUAAGACAGGCUCCACUCAGAUAUACAUGGCCUAUAAGGCCAGGGGUCCCUUCUGGAGUCAAAUUAUUGGCAUUGAGAUGCAAGACCAAGGGUACUGCAGUGCUAUCCGCCUCAAAGGUUGGGGGGAAGGCAGGAAUGAAUGUCUAUAUGCAUCCAGGUUCGGUUCACAAAAGCCUGGCCCUGCGAAAAAAUGAACCACUCACCUUGAGCAUGGUCCUGGCGCAAGGAGAUGCACAAAACAGGGUGAUGCACAGCAGGGUAUAGACCUCUACAUUCUCUCAUGCCUCGGCCUACAAGGUAGGCCCACUCCUAGGUGUCUAACAGCAACAAGGUCAUAGACACCUUGGAGGGACCCACAGACCAUCCUAUUUUAAUAAAUAAAAAAGGGGGAGAUGUGGGAAGCCGCCUAUGAAUGGCGCCCAUUUCCUGCUUCCGGGUUCUUCCUGGCCUGAACAAGCCCGCCAAAUUGUCAGGUCUGCCCAGUUACCCGUGACGCUAGCCUAUCAGCUUGUUAGGCGCGCUUCUCUGUGAUUGGAUACUGCUUCCCCUUAUAAGAGGUUGUUCCUGCCCCCAACGGCGGAAGAGGAAUCAACACCGAGGGUGGCGGACCUUGUCAGGUCCGGUUCGCUGUACGUAAUAAAGUUUGAGAGCUGA
This is a messenger RNA of Cavia porcellus (domestic guinea pig), 8402 nucleotides long. Its product is annotated as igE-binding protein-like. NCBI's taxonomy places the organism in Eukaryota, Metazoa, Chordata, Mammalia, Rodentia, Caviidae. Gene Ontology annotation, biological process: viral process. The coding region runs from base 6143 to 7294 and encodes 383 amino acids. The record is from RefSeq and is a predicted model, not a curated record. Gene Ontology annotation, molecular function: nucleic acid binding. The transcript is spliced from 3 exons.